Molecule: messenger RNA, 12220 nt
Organism: Cataglyphis hispanica
Lineage: Eukaryota; Metazoa; Arthropoda; Insecta; Hymenoptera; Formicidae
Gene: Kdm3
Product: probable JmjC domain-containing histone demethylation protein 2C
Exons: 19
Coding region: 83-9280 (3065 amino acids)
Biological process (GO): regulation of transcription by RNA polymerase II
Cellular component (GO): histone deacetylase complex; chromatin
Molecular function (GO): histone H3K9 demethylase activity; transcription coregulator activity; chromatin DNA binding
Source: RefSeq, a predicted model, not a curated record
GCGAGGGAAAGGGUGACUGGCGGACCCGGCUGUGGCGAUCCGAAGUCGCGGAUUCGGCACGCCGCGGUGUACCGAUCGUAAUAUGGCGUACAAGUUUCGCGAGGAGAUCGUGGGAAAGAGGUUCCUCUCGGUGAGUGGUUUCACCAAGCUGAAGGUGAAUAAGAUUAGUGAGUGGGGUUGGCGUGCGGGAGUGAUACGUGCUGCCAGUCACAGGGAUAACGGCUGUCAUGAUCUUCAGAUUCUCGUAGAGUACGACGACGUGGAGUGGCAAAGGAGGGAGUGGCUGUCGCCUCACAGGGAUGCCGUGUUCUCCUUCUUUCUCAUUGAACGAGGUCUCUAUUGGGCCGAACGACCUGACCCCAGACACGCCAGUCUCAUCCCCAUCGAUCAUCACAAUCACGCGAACAAUAACCACCAUCAGCACCGCAUUAACGGGAAACCGCUCAGAGGCGCCACGGCAGUCGCCGACACCAUUGCCUGGCCAGCUCUUACUUUCUAUCCUCUCGUGGCACGCGCUGAGCUGCACGAAGACGCCAUGCCGAUCGAGUUUAUGCAAGAUCGCAAACUGGACUUUGUCGACUACUCGAAGCUGAAGCCAUUCACCCAGGACUGGGAGCUGACUAAGGGAACGAUGCCCUGGGGAAACGCCGUUAGGAGAUGGGCCGAGAUGCAGGACGGUCAGAGGAUCCUGCUGACUACGCCUAGCGUUCUCGUCGGUUUCAGGGUCGAAGUUUAUCGGGCGGAAGGCACCACGCAGUGGUACACAGCCGUGAUCGUCGGUUAUAACGAGUCCACUAAGGAUUUAACUGUCACCGAUGACACAGUCCUCGAAGAUCACAACGAGGAUCCUACUUUAGUACAAAUGCGACUGAUAGGCGAUGGGGUCGUCGAGAGCAUCAUGAGGGGCGAGGUCGUCGGCAUGACACCGAGGAGGUCGAGGUCAUCGACUGCUCUGACGCACGCGCUUGUGGUGCCCCGACCUGGAAGAAGGCCUCGAAGACGACCGGGAAACGCGGCGCAGUUACAGGCAACUCCGAGGGUACAAAGUCCGAUAUCUCAGCAUCUCGAAAAAGGUAAGAGGACAUUUCCUGCGGUUUAUCCUGUUGAUCGUAGCCGCGAAUUCAAAUCAUCGAAUCAGAAGAAUAACGCUCGUAACAACCGACGUCGACGUGUGAGCGAAGGUGCUAGUCGCGAGAAGAGCGAAAAGGAUUCGACAGAAGCAGCGGCGUUAUCCACGCGGCAGCAGGAAGAUCGAGAGAAUAAAGGUCCGCCAUCUGGCAAGGUCAGCAACCGUGUAGCACGGCCGGUGUUGGAAGAGGCGAAUAGCGCGUCUGGGAGCGCCUCGAAGCUACGAAGACGCGGCGCCGCGGUAAAGAGUCCAACCGCCGACCAUCAGGCUCCGGCCCAGCAUCAGAGACCGGUGCGAAGAAGGCCGAGGGGGCCAGGGAGCGGCCAAGAGGUCAAGCCAGGCGCGGAGGAGGAGUCUGUCGAGCACCACCAUUAUCAUCGUACCGGAAGCGGCGCGAAAGCCGACAAGGACGAACGUCUCGGUAGCAGAUCUGAGGAGGAGGAGGAGGAGGAGGAAGAGCGAGCUCUCGAAAGGGAGAAUGAGGAGGAGAGUCCGGAACGUUGCGAUCCAUUGACUAAGCGGCUAAGAACAAGCCCCGUCGGCAGAAAGCUCCGAUCCGAGAGUAGUAAGAGUAAAAACGUCGAGGAAGCUGCAGCGGAUCGGACCGGGGAGGUGGUGGUGGUGGAGGAGGACGAGGAGGAGAACGGCAACGACGACGACGACGCCGACGAGAAAGCCGGUGUGGAAAAACACGACGGGGCUGAACGGGAGGUCGACAAACUCGAGGAGAACGAAGAGAGCCAGUCUAGGGAACGGGACAGAGAACCCGAGCCGCCACCUCCGGAUAAAGUCGAUCCCGGGGGCAGUCCAGCUUCCAAGGAACAACAGCCAGAUAACAAGCCAGAAUCGAGAAAGGACGCUCGCGCGACCGAUCAGAGCACAGAUAAGAUCGGCGAGUGCAAGGAACAACGACAACAAAAACAGCAGCCACCGCAGUUACUCGUGAAUGGAUUGCACGUCGAUUCGCCGCUGGUCAGCGACAAGACGAAUGUCAUCCGCGAGGACAGCCCGUCGCUGCUGAAGUCGACGACUCGAUCCAAGACAAAGGGUUUCGCUGAAGAAGACGGAGAGGAAGCAGCAGCAGCGGCGGCGGCGGCGGCGGCGGCGGCGGAGGACGAGCGCGACGAGAACGCCAGCGAGGAGGAGGUGGGCUCGCAGCGGUCGCGCCGAACGGAGCUGACCACCACCGAGUUAGGCACGGAGGAUAGCGUGGGUAGCGUCGGCGGCGUGAGGGCGGCCAGCGUCGAAUCGGUCGUCGAAUUACUGGAGUCGAGCAGUCAAGACUCAGGCUCCGUGCUGGAGAGGCUGAGUCCGCUUAGUAGCAGCGGCGGCGGCGGCCCCGGCAGGCAGAGCAGCCUGCUCCUGGAACAGCAGCGGGAGCAGGAACGCAGUCGGCACAACGAGAGCCCGAUCAUCCUUGCCGAGAGACUGAACAAGCCGCCACCGCCGAUCGCCGGUCACCAUCAUCACCAUCAUCUACAGCCGUACCAUCAGCCACAUCAUCAGCAACAACAACAACAACAGUAUCAUCAUCAUCACCAUCAGCAGCGUUAUUCCGCCAGCAGUCCGGUGAUUCACCAUCAUCACCAACAGCAGCAACCGCCGUCGCAGCAUCAUCAUCAUCAUCAUCAUCAUCAUCAUCAGUUAACGAGCAGUUCGCAUCAACACCAUCAUCAUCCCACCGCCCACUUGACCCCGUCGAGCCUCCUCGAGGUGCAACAACAGUCUCACACAUCGAGGGGUGGCGAUGAGGCCGGCGGCGGCCUCAUGGAGGUGGAGGCCGGGGCCGGUAUAUCUGGUGCGGGCGUACUCGCUGGUGUGUCCACAGCGAUCGGCGGCAUACGGGCGUCGGGAGGCAGCAACAGCAGCGGCGUCGCCGCUACUUACGGCGAUAGCGGCUCCGACAGCGGGGUAAGCUCGCUGAGAAGCGCGGGCUCCGGUGACGAGAGAAGCGGCAGCAGAAGCUCGGCGCUUAGCGUCGAGGAGACGACGUCGUCCUCGACACCAUCGGCAGCGGCGAUAGCCACAGCUGCCGCCACACCGGCUAGAGUCUGGCACGUGCAAAGUAUACAGCACACCACUUUGCUGAUGGCGCAUCCUCAAGGUGCGCCAAACGCCGCGAACGCCGCAGCCACGGCGCCGCCGGUUAGCUACCAGAGCCCGGUGCCUCCGGGGCCUCAUCACACCGUCGCGUCCGAGAUGCUCUGGAGGCCUAUCCAAUCCAGGACCUACCCACCGUUAUCGCAUACCCUCCUGGGACCGCAGCAACCCAGCCCGGAGGAGAUGCUCGAGAGGGACCGCCACGAGAGGAUGCUACGGGAACGCCGCGAAGCGGACGUGCGCGAAUUGGAGAAGGCCAAGAUAGAACAGCUUGAGAAACAGAGGGCUGCUGAACAGGCGGCCGCUGCAGUACACAAGCACUUUGAGGAGUCCUUUAGGGUGGCAAAACAAAAGGUACCUUAUGUCCCGCAGAAAAAUAUGCAGUCUUCGCUACCAUCAUGGAGUAAUUUCUUGCCGGUCGUCCCGCCGCCGACGCAUCCGUCAAGCAGGACCCACGGGGCGCCGCCGGGAUUGGCAGCGCACGCCGCUGCAAGUCAUCGCGGUCAUCCUGGUCAUCUCGGCGGUACACCUGGCGGAGCGCCCGCCGCCGCCGUCACCACGCAUCCCGUAAACGUGGUGCAGCAGCAGCGGGAGCGCGAGGAAUACGAAAAGACCGCGCGAGAGAUGAGAGAAAUCCGUGAGCGAGAGAAUCUGGCAGCUGAAAGGCAAGUCCAGCGUCAGGUCGAUGCAACAAGGGAUCACAUCGCCGCGCAACAAAGAGCCGCUUACUACGCGGCUACGGCGUCGCCGGCUCAACAGGUCUCUCGACCUUUGAGCGUGCCCGGAAAAGUCGAGUAUCCGCCUCCGCCGGCGCACACGCGGACGUCGAAAUCAUCGUUGCCAGUCGGUGCUCUUCACGAGAAACCGUCGGUAGUGGGCCCGUCGCUACCGAAAGCCGAGCCGAACGUGAAUCUAUUCAAUUAUUCAUCGACGUAUCAACCGUCCUGUCCGCCGUACCUACACGACCUCAAGAUUCAGAACGAGCUACGGCAGCCGCCACCAAAGUCUCUGCCGGGGAAGAGCGGGAUGGCCGGCGAUCUCGAUAGGGACCAUCACGGUAGAGAGGUGCUGCAGAAUCCACCGUCUCUGCUAUCGGAUCAUAAAAGCUCGGUGAUUGUGAAGAACGAGGGCAGGGAGUUGGCGAAAGCACCGACACCGCAACAGCACUCGUCCAGCUCGAGAGGUUACUUGAGCCUCCAAUCGGUGGCGCCGCAACAUAAGUCAUCGGCGUACGAGGCGUACAGGAGUCCGACGCAGAGCCCUCAUCAUCUGCAUCCUGCGCACUUGGACGGUCUACAGGCGGCGAAGAGCAUCGCUUCAUCGGGCAGCCAUCACCGGGGUAGUAGCGGCGCACCGACGAUGACGACGCAGCAACUGCCGAGUCCGCAUGGCCAUGCACCACCGCCCCCGGCGCCACCUGAACCGCGUCUGCAUCCACAUAAUCCUCGUCAGUCUCCACAUGCUCCGCCGCCGCAGCAUCCACAUCAACCGCCCCCGCCACCGCAUCCCUCGCCACCUGAACCGCGCUAUCUUAACAGGCCGGAACCAGCGGGUCUGCCGUACGGCGCAGCCAAGUCUACGUAUUCAUAUCCACAUCCGCCCACGGCCUCGCCGACGCCCUCGUCACAUUACGCCACGCCGCCGCCAGCCGGCUCCAAGCCGAAAGUCAGCAGCCCGGCGCCGCCGCACAUUUACGGCAAGCCUAAUUCUGGUAUUAUGACCGGUACGCCGGUCUGCCGUGCCUCCGAGCCGCCCGUCGCCGCGCCGAUACCGUUGACCUCGAAGGCCGGCAGCUCGCCUUACCAGCAAGUGCCUCAUCAUCACGGGGCGCCACCGCCGCCGCUGCCACCGCCCGCGCAUAGCCGGGUUUAUGACAGUCGUUUCGUUAGCUCGUUGGCGAGCGCGAAACUGCCGCCGCCGCCGUUGCAUGGUUCGCCACCAACGGCUGCCUCGGCGCCGCUUUCGAGGCCGAUUGCCCAUCCCGCUCAUCCUGCGCAUCUCAGCGCUAGUCCGCACCAGCAGCCUGGUCAGACGCUGCAGCACGCGCAGUCCCAGAUCACUACGGCCUUCCAGACGCAACCGCUCGAUCUCGGUGUAGAGAGGUCGACCUCACCCAAGAGAAAAGCGCCGACGCCAUUGUUAUGCGACAAUGCCAGUGGUCAGCCGGUCUCGUUGGAAAUUUGUAAGAAGAGAAGAACUGAGGAACCGCAACCAUUGUCCUUGCAGUGCGUCGGCCAACCUGUUCUAUCUAGGGUGAGCGAGCCUAGUCCGCUCAUUGCUUCGGCCGCCACGUCCAUCACCACGGUUGUCAACACCGCGGCGUUGUUGGCACAGUCGAACAGUCAAACGACGCAAGAGCAACGCACGGUGACGGCAGUGAGUCCGGCGCCGGGUACCGCCAGCGGCGAUGGCUCCACGCGACCAGCCAGCACCGGCAGCGUGUGCUCACUGAAUCCAGCGCCAUUGAGCGCGGCACCGAGCCCAGCACCCAUACCCAGUCCGGCGCCAUCCACAGCGCCCAGCCCAGCGCCCAGCGCGCCCGGUACUCCCGCCAAAGUAAACCCUAGCACAGGCGCGGACAGCGAAAAGUCCAACAGUCCGGCGCCGAGACCACCCAGCAGUACUAGCUACCCGGGGCAUAAGUUGAAGAAGGCAUGGCUGCAGAGACACUCGAGAUGCGAGGACGGCACCGAGAAUACCACCAAUAUGGUCAGCAGUGUCACGUUACCAUUGAAUAUCUCUCGAGAGACGCCAUCGUCAAACAGCAAGGAUCGCGACAGUAGCAACGCGUCGAAUGUGAAUGCGAACAACAGCAGUGCACCGACCACUUGCUUACCCAGCGCGGUCAAUUCGAUUCACAAUAUUGGCAGCAUGGCAGUGAACAGCAUCAAUAAGAGCAAGGUCACCGGUAAGAGCGGCCGGAAACCGGCGAAUAAAGAGUCAUUGAAUGGUCAUGCUACGGAUACCAGCAAGACCCCACAGGAAGACUCGUCCAGCAGCGACCCGGAGAGGAAGUCGCCGCCCAAACGAAAGCCACCCAAGGUAAAACGAAAGAAGGGCGCCGCACGAAGGCAACAAACGGCCGCGGAAGAUCAGCGGAGACGAAAAGAGGAGAAACAAGGCGGCGGAGCUGCUGCAGGCAGUGAAUCUAGCAACGAGAGUGAGGCGGGUUCUGCCAGUGACACCAGUGAGCAGUUGAGCACCAUUCAACCUGCUUCGAGGGUUCGACAUACUACGGCCAAUUCCAACAAUUCCUCGGGAAACGGAAAUAACAAGGAACCUAGGAAACGUGGUAGAAGACCAAAGACUACGAAAGGCAAUGAGGUCGGAAGCGAAGAUCAACAGCCUCGUCAGAAGAAGGAACGUAGAGACGACAGUACGAGUGGUAACAAUGGGCCGGGCGGAAGUGGCGGACGAGGCGAUCCCUUUCGUAAACCACCGAUAUCGCAGUUGAAAAAAACUGGAGAGAGUUGGCUACAGGAUGGCGCUUGUUUUGAGGUGGCUCCAAAGCUGGCCAAGUGCCGCGAGUGCCGAUGGACGCCGCAUCAGCGCUCCAAGAACCUUCCUCAAAAUAUCUUCUGCAGAUUUUACGCGUUUCGCAGACUGCGUUAUACCAAAAAUGGACAAUUGGCUAUAGCGGGAUUUAGUGAUCCACACAAGGAUGCAUCCGAGGAAGAUCUUCGAUUAUGGUUACCAGGAAAGGACAAUCAAGAGACAACAGGAAAGGAUGACAAAGUCGAGAAAAACGAGAAAGACAAAGGGGACCGAGAAGACUUAGAUUUAGAAACGGCUCAUCGGCUGCUUCGACAAGUUGGUGAUCAGUUUUGUGAUCUUUUACAUCAAGAGAAAGACGCUCUUCAAGAACAUAUGGCUGAAGCGAGUUCGGGGGUUGUAGACGGAACAGUAGCGUGGAAACGAGUAAUCCAAGGUGUUCGAGAGAUGUGCGAUGUGUGUGAGACUACCUUAUUCAACUAUCAUUGGGCCUGCGGCAAAUGUGGUUUCGUCGUGUGCAUCGAUUGUUACAAGGGACGUAAAAAUGGAACGAUCAAGAUCUGGGGCGAGAGUGGAAAAGACAGGGACGAAUUCUCAUGGCUUCUAUGCACGAAUAGACAAGCGCACGAACCGGAACGGCUCAUGCUUACGCAAAUCAUCGCUGGAGACAGUCUUCUGCGGUUGGGCCAACGUCUACAUGAGUGUCGUACGGAAUGGGGAAUCGCUCAACAUUGUGCUUGUUCUCUCGUAACCUCGUCACAGCCCAACGAGAUCCUUCGAAAUUUAAUCAAGGGCGAUACCGUGCCUGUUCUUAAUGGAAAUGUAAAGCAGGAGGUGAAGGAAGAAAAGAAGGUAAAUGAAUCUAACGGUGCAUCGGACAGCAAGACCAACGGCGAAGAUAAAAACUCGCCAUUGAACUGGUUGGCGGAUGUAGCCUUACAGAAUCAGGAUAAAAAUGAGAGCGGCUCGAGUUCGGACUCGGACGAGGAUCGCGAGGGUAACUACUCGACAUUGCGUGAGUUGCUCAUCAGGCCGUCGCACAAAUCAAAUGGUAGCGGCGGAUCCAGAUCGAAUUCGCCAACGACCAACUCAGGCGGUAGUGUAAACACUAUCAACGUGGCCGGCAACAACGCUUCGCAAAAUAAUGUUACCAAGUCCGGCAAAAAAUCAAAGAUGGAUACGCUUGAUGAGGUAAUAUCUAGUGUGAUUGAACAUAGCGUGAAAAAGGAAAGAGGUAACGGUCUGGAUGAUGAGAAACCACGAGUGUUGAAGUAUUUUGUGCGACGCUACAAGUGGACGCAACGCGGCCGAGAGCCAUUACCAAUCAGAAUUAUGACAUUGACGGAGAGUAAGAGCCUCUAUCCGGAUGUUCCACACUCCUGGCUCUGCAAUGGCAAAUUAUUGAGGUUAAACGAUCCGAAUAAUCCCAACAACUACAGAAUAUUCCAGGAUCAAUGGAAGCGAGGACAGCCGGUAAUCGUAUCGGACGUUUCAAAGGCGCUGGACAUGAAUCUUUGGCAUCCGGAUUCGUUUGCCCGCGACUUUGGCGAUGAGAAGAAUGAUCUCAUUAACUGUAUGACCGGCAAUUUAGUGCCCAAUCAACCAAUGCGCAAGUUCUGGGAGGGAUUCGAGAACUUCUCCAAACGGCUAAAAGACGAACGAGGGAAUCCUAUGCUGUUGAAACUGAAGGAUUGGCCACCUGGCGAGGAUUUUGCUGAGUUACUGCCGUCGAGAUUCACAGAUUUAAUGAAGGUUCUUCCAUUAUCCGAAUAUACGCAUAGGAAUGGUAGACUUAAUCUGGCGAGUCGUCUGCCAAAUUGUUUUGUGAGACCGGAUCUGGGCCCGAAAAUGUACAAUGCUUAUGGUUCUGCUCUUCAUCCUAGCAAAGGUACGACAAACCUUCAUCUCGAUAUCUCGGACGCCGUGAAUGUCAUGGUAUACGUAGGAAUUCCGAAGGAUGCUGAUAGCGACGAACACAUUAAAGAAGCAUUGAAAGCAAUAGACGAAGCAGGCUGUGAUGUUCUGACGCGUCGACGGGCUCGUGAUCCUAACGAGGCACCCGGUGCAUUAUGGCAUAUUUAUGCAGCACGCGAUGCGGACAAAAUUCGAGAUCUUCUGAAUGCUGUUGCCUUAGAACGCGGAGCUCGUUUGGAACCGCAUCAUGAUCCCAUACAUGAUCAAAGUUGUUACCUGGAUGGAUCAUUGCGCGAACGAUUGUAUCGAGAAUACGGUGUCGAAGGAUACGCCAUCGUUCAAUGUCUAGGCGAUGCAGUGUUUGUCCCAGCCGGUGCACCGCAUCAAGUUCGUAAUCUUCACAACUGCAUAAAGGUAGCCGAGGAUUUUGUUUCGCCAGAAAAUGUUUCGCAUUGCUUCCACUUGACCCAAGAGUUUCGUGCAUUAUCGGACACGCAUACUAACCACGAAGACAAACUCCAGAUAAAGAACAUCAUUUAUCACGCCGUGAAGGAUUCUCUAACUGUCUUGGCCAACGUUAAAGAGGAAACUAUAACCAAGCUCGCCAAGGCCAACAAUGAGACAAAGAUAAAAGAAGAGACUUAGCCGUAAGUUCUUUGGUGCGAUCGUAAGAUCUUUUGACAAUUCCCUUGAUCGGGUCUCGUCGUGCGAGCGAGAUUAAUCGUAGCCGGCACUCCCAAACACAGCAAAGCUGACGAAAACGGGAGAAUUUGCAGAAGCGGAUCCGUCCUCGCCACUUAAAGAUCAUUGAGGAAGUGCGAGGAUUUGUUGUGAUAUAUACAUACAUACAUAUAUAAAUACAAAUAUAUAAUAAUGUUAAUAAAAUUUUUUUUUUAAUCUGGAAGAGUUAUUUGAGUUACGAUAUUGGUUGAGCCAAUGAACAUUAGUUAUUAUAUAUGUACAUUGUUUCAUUUGAAUUUUCUUAUAUACACAAAUUUUUUUUUUUCUUUUUUUUUGUUCUCCCACGUUUUCUCCCUUGAGAGAAAAGCUCGCGAACAUGAAGUUCGACGAGCUGUAUUAUGUGAGUAAAAAAAAAAAAAAUAAUCGUGAGCCGGAUUGCGCAUAAAUAAAACGCCGCGUCCAUUACUUGUGAUACCAGACGGACUUUGAAUCGUAUACAUUAUUUGUAAUUAAUUAUAUCGUGCCUGUAUCCAACACACACUGUCUAUAUUAUAUAAAUGUAGAUAAUUGUGAAAUACUGUGUAUGAAUUUUUGUGUAUGAAUUUUACUAGCAACUACCAGAGAGAGAGGGAGACAGGAAGAAAAAAAAAGGGGUUGUCUAGAAGUACCUUUGUGCAAUUAGAUGUCCGAUCACAUAUUAUUAUAUAGCUGGAUCAGAGCUAUAACUGUGGAUCCAUUUAAUCGUGUGCUCUGGUGAUCUGGUGCUUUCGGUAUUUGAUUAAAGUCCCGGCCAGAGAUAGCCGAUACGUAUUCGCGUUUAAAUCUCUUAUGUUCCACGCGAUAAGGGCAUAAGGAUAAAAACACUGCCUAAACUAAUCGGUUCAACGAUAAUGGAAGAGGGAAACCUUUUCACACAUUUAGUAAUUAAUUUGUAUCGUUCGCGUUCGACCUUCUUUAGAGGCAUAUUGUUUUCCAAUGGCGACAUAUGUAUCGGUUAUGUAAGCGGCGGGGUAUUGCUACAAGUUUGUGUGUCACUUUGAGUAGAAGACAUCAAAACGAGAGAAAGAAUACAAUAAUUUCUUCGAUAUUAACUUUUCGAGAUAUAAUGGCGGAUAUGUGAAACAGAUCGUUGAAUUGUAUGUUUUAUUGCUGUCGUGACCCAGUGACUACCCGGCGUGUAAUGUAAACGGGGAUAUUGAUAAGAUGAAUAUGUUAUUUUUGUCAAAGCGUAUACAAAUCGACAAAAGACAGCGAUAAGGUAAUUAUAUUGUAACGAUACGCUGAGAUGCUAAACAAAUAAGAAAACAUUUGCAGUAACAUUAAAAAAAAUAAAUAAAAAGGAUAACGACUUUUUGAAGUGCCAAUGUUGAACGACGUAGGACAUUUAAGUGUACGCGCGUUUGUGUAAGCGUAUAUGCGUAAGUAGAAAAAAGAAAAACAAGCAGCACAGUACAGAAAAGAAAAGAAAAAUAAUUAGUCAUACGAAAUUUGCAGAGAUGACAGGCCGAGUUUCUAUCAUUUCAAUAAUAAUAGUUUACGCGAAUGACACGAAAUAUUUCCGAUUAUUCGCAUUAUCAUUAACGAUUUGAAAAUUGCUGUCGUUUCUGUUUUAUUUCGCGGAAUUUGUUUUCUAGCGCGAAUGAAUCAUGAUGAGGGAACGUUUCCGAUAUAUUUGCGAUCAUAAUUUAUGUGACGUGAUAAUUAUAAUAAGACAGCAAUUCUCGGUUCGAGUAUAAUGUAUAUUGUCGAGAAUGCGCGAUUUACGCGCAUUGAUCGAUCAUCAAUUUAUUAUACAGCUGGUAUAAUUAACACGAGUGUGUAAACAAAAGGAAUGAACAGAAAAAAAAGAAAAGAAUAAAAAUAUAUCACUGGCAUCCUAAAAUCCGCAAGUUCUUUGAUCUCAACAUUCGUCUAGCAUACAACGACUUGAUUAAAUAAUAUUUAACGAAUAAAUUUUUAAAUAUCUUAGUGUCGAUAAGUAAUGAGAAUAUAAGAAUUGUGUAAACUACAAACAACAACAAAAGUACUAACUUCACAAUGGCAGUGUAUAAAGUUUUAGGAAGACGUAUUUCCGUGUAUUAUUGCUGCAGACGAGACGCUAUUGUUUGUUCUCUUGCUACGUGUAUGUACAUACAUUUAUAUAUAUAUAUACAUCAGUAUAUGUAUACAGAUAUAAAUACGAAAAAGAGGAAGGAAGAGUUUAGGACUUGUAAUGAUAAGGAAAUAUACACACACACACACACACACACAAUCUUUACGAAACACGAAAAAAAAUUACAUCUUAUACACACGCGUAGAUAGAUAGUUUAUUAUGCCAUUAUAUAAUUAUUAUAUAUUAUCAUAUUACGAUUAAUUAUUACGGAAAAUACGAUAUUUAAAUGUUGCUAAAUAUAUGCCGAAAGGAGUACGAGCACGAGCGCGCGAGUGUAAAUGGUCAAAAAAAAAAAAGAAGAAAAAAAAAGAAAUCGGAACAGAAAGAGUUAACGAUGCUUAAACGAGCGAGGAAAAGAGACAGAAUGAAUGUGCGCGGGUGAGAGAGUGAGAGUGAGAGGGAAGGAGGGAGGGAAAAAAGAAGAGGUUGCGUGUGCAUGUAUGAUGAUCCAGUGAAAAUGUGACAGAUUGAGAGAGCAUGGGGCCGUGCAUUGGGGGCGGAGUCGAAUGGAUAGUAUAACAAUGUACAGACCUUCAAAUCCUAUACGAGAUAUAUAUAUCCAUCCCCGAAAAAAGUUCCAUCUUACCUAUUUACCAUUUACCUAUACUACUUUUUCCUCCCUCCUAUCAAUCACCGGUCGCCCCCAGUCAUAGCAGUUAUGAACCGCGGGCCGGCAGGUCUGAGUAUAAUUUUUUGUACUGUGUAAAUGUAAGAACAUACGUUUGAAUAAGAAAAAUGUUUAUAUUACGAAA